AAGGCGUCGGCGCUCGUGCUAGCACGAGCGAGUCGACGACAGUAAAAAGCAGCGGCGUCAUGGGCGAUUUUACCUUGGUCACGGCGAGGGGAUUUUAUAGGUGCUCGGGCACCUCCUCGUCUGUGAGGUCGAGGCCGCGUGGCGCGUACGCCGGCCAUGGGGGCUAUCCUCGAUCCGGCAUGGCUCCAGCUCGCUCUUCGCUUCAAAGAAGCCCGGCGUCACCGGAGGAAAGGACAUAUCAUCACAUCCAACUCCUGCAAUUUUCCUAUUCUUGCGAACCAAAGAAGCCCUAAAGGAGGCCAUACAGUUAAAUUUAGUUUGUCCAAAGUACAAAGGGAUUUCCCGGAUGCCUGCAAAAAAUUGGACGAGGUACUGACGUGGAAAUAUUUGGUUUAAAGAUUGCCAACUACAGAAUGCACAGGGCAUUCAAUUUUGAGUGUUUUGCUUCCGGCGGGGGUGGAUUUGGGACUGAUUUUACAAAUAAGAAAAGAAUUAAAAGCAGGAAGAGGGCAAAGGAUGUUGUGCAGGACCCAAGCAAGGUAGCAUCUGCAGACUCAAAGAACCAGGAACAGUGGGCACCAGAGUUAGGAAUUGGAAGAGAAAACAAAUCUGAUAAAACGGUCAUGGAUAAGAAAUUUCUGGAAAAAGUUGAAGCUGUUCGAAGGUCUGCACUUGAUAAAAAGAAAGUUGAAGAGAACAAAAAUUAUCAAGCUAUUGAUUAUGAUGCUCCAAUUGAAUCAGAUAAGAGCACACUUGGCUUUGGUACAAGGGUUGGGAUUGGCAUAGCUGUUGUGGUUUUUGGACUAGUCUUCACUUUUGGGGAUUUCCUCCCUUCUGGAAGUGUUAGCCCUAGCAAUGAAAGCACUGUGGUUAACAAACAGCUUUCUGAGGAGGAAAGAACAAACUAUAAGAGGGCACUUGAAGGGUACGAAGAAACACUGACCAAGUCGCCUAACGAUCCUACCGCUCUCGAGGGUGCAGCAGUAUCGUUGGUUGAACUAGGUGAAUAUCAGAAGGCCUCAGAUCUACUUGAGAAGCUAGUUAAGGUAAUCCCUGACAAAGCAGAAGCAUACCGCUUGUUAGGUGAAGUAAAGUUUGAGCUCAAGGAUUAUGAUGGGAGUUCUUCAUCAUACAGGAACUCUCUAUCUUCAUCUGACAGCAUUGAUUUUGACGUUCUCCGUGCUCUGACAAAUUCAUUAGUUGCUGCUAAGAAGCCCGAUCAGGCAGUCGAAGUAAUUCUAUCUUGCCGUCGCAAGUUGAGUGAAAAGCGUCAAACCAGGCAACCUGAUUUGGAGGCUGCAAAUGAGAAUGGUGCUCAGGAGUCUCGAGAUAUCGAUCCUAUCCAAGUUGACCUGCUUCUCGGAAAGGCCUAUUCUGAUUGGGGCCAUAUCAGUGAUGCUGUUACUGUUUAUGAUAACUUAAUCACUGAACAUCCUGAAGACUUCCGUGGUUAUUUGGCGAAGGGAGCUAUACUGAAGCAAAAUGGUAAGGCAGGUGAUGCAGAAAGAAUGUUUAUUCAGGCCAAAUUCUUCGCCCCAGAGGCAGCAAAGGCACUUGUUGAUAUUUAUGCACAGAGAUAGUCCACGAGAGGCAAAGGAGGAAAAGCUUUCGUUUGAGAUGUAUGGCAUAUCCGGUGGACUGCCUCACUUCACCAAACUUAAGCUGUCGUGGACUGUUAGCACUUAGGACAUUACAGGCGAGGGCAACAGUCCAUGUUAAGCUUGUACUAGAAGAUAAAGCAGUCCAAGUGAAGGAAGGAAAAACCAAUAGGAGAAGAGCAAGAGUUCGAAGGGAAGGAAAAGAGUUUGAGAAGGGAAGGAAAAGAGUUUGAAAAGGUUUUGGUCAAAGUCUUAGGACGCAUAUAUAGUUCAAUCGGUUAAGUUCAAAGUUCAGUUUGUGUCUGCUAUUCUGUUCAUGUUCUAAAAGGACAAAAGUUACGAAAAAGUGGUUACUCUGCUUGAGAAUACUCCCUUUCAUCAAGUAUGAUGUUCCAUUGAAACACCAAUAUGUAAAAAAGGGUUCAACCUAUUGAGGUUUCUGUAAUUCGCCACCGCCGAAGGUAUCCUAUGUCCAAGUAAAUUGGGUACCUAAAGACUACUCUCACCGCUGAAGCCACACAAGAUUAACUGAUUAACUGGGUUUGCAUUGAGAACCGGGAACAUUUUAUGCUACAAGGAUGUACCGGCAUAACGUUUUAUGCUAUUGUAUAAUUCAAUCACGGGCUUUCAUUUUA
Messenger RNA from Triticum aestivum (bread wheat), 2233 nucleotides. RefSeq lists its product as uncharacterized. Gene Ontology annotation, cellular component: chloroplast thylakoid membrane. Gene Ontology annotation, molecular function: protein binding. Lineage: Eukaryota; Viridiplantae; Streptophyta; Magnoliopsida; Poales; Poaceae. The record is from RefSeq and is a predicted model, not a curated record. The transcript is spliced from 19 exons. The coding region runs from base 414 to 1580 and encodes 388 amino acids.